Molecule: messenger RNA, 816 nt
Organism: Mesorhabditis spiculigera
Lineage: Eukaryota; Metazoa; Nematoda; Chromadorea; Rhabditida; Rhabditidae
Source: the annotation of a GenBank genome assembly
AUGGACCGCUUCAAAAAAUUCCUGAAGGGGAAGAAGAUCGAUAAACAUUUCAAAAAGACUGGUGAAGGGGUACGACUGGGCGGUCCGGGCUCGGAUCCAUCACGACAGCCUUCGGUUCAUCCCGGAUCAUCACAGGGAGGACACUCGGAGAUUGACCGGGUUGCCGCCGCCGACAUUGCUGCGCAAGCGGCUUACAAGAGAACCCUUGCAAAGGAGGAGCCCAAGACCACGUAUGGACAGAAGAAAAUUCAGAUGCUGGCUAGGCGAGAAAUUGAAGAAGAGCGUCGCAAGCAGCAGGGUGGCCUGGAAAGUGAUAUGGAGAAACUGGGCAUCCAACAACCGCAUCAGCCCGACGAGCGCGAAUUCAUCCACAGCGACGUGAUCAAGGGCGUCUAUUACACGUGCGACCUUAUUGGCGAGGACCAGGCGAUGGAGAAGAAAGAGCUCCAAAAUGUCUUGGAGGAGUUCCUGCGCGAGCAGAUCAAGAGCGACCCUUCGGAGACGCUGAUUCCGGCCGUGAUGAUGCUCUACACCCUGAAUAAGAAGGAGCAACGACAGAUUGCCGUUGAAACUAUUUGCAAAUAUCUUCAGAACAUCGCCGAAUUCCCCGACGAGCCAAAGUACCGGCGAAUCCGACUGAGCAACAAGGCGUUCCAGGAGCGUGUGCUCAAUGUGAAAGGAGGCUACGAGAUUCUCACCGCCGCCGGCUUCACCGAACAACGCGAUGGCGACGAGGCGUUCCUGGUCAUCCCCGAGGAUAAGAAACCCGGUGUACAACUUGAGAAUAGGGAGAAGCCCGUGAACAAUAUAGGCGUA